AUGUAUGACCGUGCCAGCAGCACUGGCGACGAGUCGAGAACAGGUCCAGAGAGUGUAUCAUCCGAGGUUCCUGUGCGGUUUGCACAUGAUCCAGGUUACAUGGUUACGGAAACAGGUCCCGGUCCAAAAAGCAACAAAAGCAAGGGGAAGAACGCAAAGAAAAAUCCCUUCAAAGGGCAACUCAGAAUGGGUCCUUCAAAAGAACAGCAAAAGCAGGGCCUGUCCAGGAAACGGAAAUGGAUUGGAUUCCAAUGGGAUCUUUGUGGAGCCAGGGAGGUGGUAGCAGAUCCACGGGUUGCAGUAUGGGAUGGAAGCAGUAGUAUAGUCAGUAGUGGUGUUUCUGAUUCAGAGUCUGAGAUGAGAAAAAGAGGAAGCAGAAUGGGGGAUGCAGCAAAAGGGGGAGACGCCGGGUCUUUAACCAGCAUGGGCAGCGGGCCUUCUGUUACGGUGCGGGCAAUCACCGCGUGGGGCCUCGGGAGACGGUGCGAGCCGGGCGUGAACCGGACUUGCGCAGGGUGUGAUUCCGCUGCAGAAAUCACGCCUUGUCUGCCAAUCGCCCGCGGCUUGACGUGGCAUUUUCAGUACAUCAUCGCCCUCGCUCUGCCCGGACGAUUGGACCACAGGCCUUCUCCUGCCACAAAACAGUGCUACGAGGCGGUCCUGCGCCUGUACAACUGGCCCAGAGUCACACCCUCCGGCAGUCAUACGAGCCAACCAUACAUGGACUUGCCGGGUGUGUCUGCUGCAGAGCAAUUGCAAUCCUACCGGCAAAGAAGGAGGGGGGAGAGCAUGAGACACGGGUUACGAGAAUAA
Molecule: messenger RNA, 813 nt
Organism: Paecilomyces variotii
Lineage: Eukaryota; Fungi; Ascomycota; Eurotiomycetes; Eurotiales; Thermoascaceae
Exons: 4
Coding region: 1-813 (270 amino acids)
Source: RefSeq, a predicted model, not a curated record